CUCAGUCUAUUAACUAACUGAUACGCUCUUUGACAAUAUCACAGCACAUCAUAUUAAAAAUAAUUCAGUCUCAAUUUACGUUAACCAAUGAUGGAGUGGACAAGAUCAGAAUUUAACAAAUUUAUUAUGAAAUCAGAAAAUAAAGUGGAUGUAUCGGAUGAAGCGAAAGCAUUCAUCAAAAAUGUCGAGAAAUAUGACUUCAUUAGACUUAGUCUUCCGGAUAUAAAUGGAAUUCAUCUGAGUAAGUUGUUACCCAGACGCUUUGCUAAAAAGUUGGCAAUGGACGAGGUAGAAAUUUAUUCAGGGACCAUUGCAUUUGGACCUAGAUUUGAGAUUAUCAGUAUCCCAGAAAUAGUUGAAAAGAAACAUAUAAACAGUAUUUUGAAACCAGAUUUUUCCACGCUACAUCCAUGUCACUGGAUUUCACAAAAGAAUUAUCCUCACCCACAAAAGGAUACCGAAAUGUUUUCAAGAGCAAAACGAGAAGGCAGUAAAUAUUCAUUUUGUUCCAUUUUAUGUGAUAUGUAUUGGCCUAAUAACCAGCCAAUGUGUGCCAACCCAAGAUUUGUUGCUCAGAAGCUUAUCAGAGAGUUGGAGGAUAAAUAUAAUCUACGUUUAUAUUCAGCUUUUGAACCAGAGUUUCGAGCUUUUGUAAAGGGAAGUUAUGAAACGUCUUGUUUAAAACCGAAGCCGGGUGAUAUUACGCAGCUUGUCGACCUUAAAAAGCCAAUCCCUUGGACAAAUUUCUCAGACAUGUACAGAACAAGUUUGUUGUCUGUGUAUGAAAACUAUUUUGCGGACAUUGACUACAAUAUGCAGUUAGCGGGGAUCUAUGUACAAGAUUACAGCAAUGAAGAUGGAGAAGGACAGUUGGAAUGCCCGUUAAUACCAACUUGGGGAUUGACUGCUGCAGAUAAUUAUUUUAUUCUGAAACAGGCUGUUAAAGAAAUCGGUGCCAAACACGGAAUGGAGAUUUCAUUCAUGACUACACCAUUACUGGAUUCCAGCUCUAGUGGGUGCCAUUACAACCAUUCUCUAUGGUAUGCUGAUAGUAAUCGAAACGCGUUUUAUGACGAUAAAGUUCCUGAUAAGUUGUCUACUGUAGCUCGUCACUGGAUCGGGGGAAUCCUGGAACAUUUGCCAGCUAUGUUAGCUGUUUCUUGUCCAACAGUAAACUGCUAUAGAAGGCUGCAUAAGCGUCUUGCUCCUUCGUGUGUGAGCUGGGAUUUUCAUGACAGGUAUAUAUCAGUACGUGUAAAAAACUUCAAUGAGAAACGAACAUACAUUGAAAAUCGUAUACCAUCGUCCGCAUCCUGUCCUUACCAUGUGCUUGCUGCCACAGUAGCUGCUGGACUAGAUGGCUUGGAACGUCAAAUACAACCUCCUCCUUCAGGUUUAAAACUAGAAAAUGGUCAAACUAAUGACUGUAAGAUACUUCCUAGUACAAUUCAGCAGGCUCUACAGUGUCUUAUGGAUGACAAAAUACUUGUAAACAAGUUGGGAGUAGAGUUUGUCGACUGGUAUAUCCAAGUAAAAAAGGAUGGAGAUUUGUCAACUCUUGGUCAUUUGAAUAUACAUGAUAAUAAUGAAAAAACACUGGCUUAUGAAAGAUACGAAUAUUUCAAUUUUAUGUAA
Molecule: messenger RNA, 1635 nt
Organism: Schistosoma turkestanicum
Lineage: Eukaryota; Metazoa; Platyhelminthes; Trematoda; Strigeidida; Schistosomatidae
Source: the annotation of a GenBank genome assembly